UAAUUUGCCUCCUCGUCUCCCCCAGGUACCGGUGCCUUGGGCAACAUCAUCCAGACCCGUGGGAUUAUCCACUGAGCACCAGGACAUUAACUUAGGCUGCCAAUUUGGGCUAAGUAGUGAUCUUGAGGACCAAGUAACUGCCGUACGUCCAACACAAUGCCGCAGAACGAACACAUUGAGCUUCAUCGCAAGCGCCAUGGACGGCGACUUGAUUUUGAGGAACGGAAAAGGAAAAAGGAGGCUCGUGAACCUCACGAAAGAUCGGCCAAAGCUAAGAAGAUAUUUGGAUUAAAGGCCAAAUUGUACCACAAGCAGCGCUGCUCUGAGAAGAUACAGAUGAAGAAAACUAUUAAAGCUCAUGAAGCAAAGUUAACAAAACAGAAGGACACAGAUGCUGUACCAGAGGGAGCGGUGCCUUCCUACCUCUUGGACCGUGAGGGACAGUCUCGUGCCAAAGUCUUGUCAAAUAUGAUUAAACAGAAGAGGAAGGAAAAGGCCGGUAAAUGGGACGUCCCCAUUCCCAAAGUCCGAGCACAGUCCGAGGCAGAAGUGUUCAGAGUUGUUAAAUCCGGCAAGAGAAAGUCGAAGGCCUGGAAACGUAUGGUCACCAAAGUAACAUUCGUGGGAGAUCAGUUCACCAGGAAGCCGCCCAAGUUUGAAAGGUUCAUUCGACCAAUGGCUCUGAGAUUUAAAAAAGCUCACGUAACUCAUCCAGAAUUAAAGGCAACCUUUUGUCUUCCUAUUAUUGGGGUGAAGAAGAACCCCAGUUCAUCCACAUACACAUCUCUUGGUGUUAUAACUAAAGGCACAGUUAUUGAAGUUAACAUUAGUGAACUUGGUCUUGUUACUCAGAGUGGUAAAGUUGUGUGGGGUAAAUAUGCCCAGGUUACUAAUAACCCAGAGAACGAUGGUUGUAUCAAUGCUGUUCUCUUGGUGUAGUCACUAUGGGGCGAGGGAAACAUGUCACUCAUAUUUAACUCUGGGAAUGUCAACAGAUGGAGAAAAUUAUAUGUAUGAAAAGUUUAUUUUUAUUAAGUAAGAAUGACGCGGACUGAAAGGAGUGUGUGUGUCUGCUUGCUCUGUUUCUGGACAUACCACGCUGUAAUGGGGAGAAUUUGAUAUAUUUUUUUCCCCCCCCUCAAUGUUUACUGUUGAAAAUUGUAUUGGCAAGCUGAAUUUAUCAUGUUAAAAAAAUCCUGAUACAUUAACAUCUCAAUAAAGGUAAAAUGAAA
Messenger RNA from Homarus americanus (American lobster), 1232 nucleotides. RefSeq names its product ribosome biogenesis protein NSA2 homolog. Lineage: Eukaryota; Metazoa; Arthropoda; Malacostraca; Decapoda; Nephropidae. Gene Ontology annotation, cellular component: nucleolus; preribosome, large subunit precursor. Gene Ontology annotation, biological process: maturation of LSU-rRNA; maturation of 5.8S rRNA. The transcript has a single exon. The record is from RefSeq and is a predicted model, not a curated record. The coding region runs from base 157 to 939 and encodes 260 amino acids.